AUGAAAAAAAACAACAACAAAAAACUCUUUCACUAUUUCUAUUUUCUUCCCUCUCUCUCCCCCUCUCUCUUUCUCUCUUCUUUCACUCUUUCUACUUUCUUUUCUCUGUCUCCUCCCUUUCUCAUUCUCUCUUCUUUCACUCUUUCUAUUUUUCUUCCCUCUCUCUACUCCCUCUCGCUUUCUCUCUUCUUUUACUCUUUCUAUUUGUCUUCCCUCUCUCUCCUCCCUCUCGCUUUCUCUCUUCUUUCACUCUUUCUAUUUUCUUCCCUCUCUCUCUCUCCCUCUCUCUUUCCCUCUUCUUUCACUCUUUCUAUUUUUCUUCUCUCAAUUUCCUCCCUUUCGCUUUCACUCUUUUUUCAAAAAAAAUUUUCUUCCCUCUAUCUUCUCCUUUUCUCAUUCUCACUUCUUUCACCAUUUCUAUUUUUCUUCCCUCUCUCCCCUCCCUUUCGCUUUCUCUCUUCUUUCACUCUUUCUAUUUUCCUCUCUCUAUCUCCUCCCUUUCUUAUUCUCUCUUCUUUCACUAUUUCUAUUUUUCUUCCCCCUCUCUCUUUCUCUCUUCUUUCACUCUUUCUAUUUUUAUUCCCUUUCUCUCGUCCCUCUCUCUUUCUCAUUUCUUUCACCCUUUCUAUUUUUCUUCACUUCUCUCCCCCUCUCUCUCCUCCCUCUCGCUUUCUCGCUUUUUUCACUCUUUCUAUUUUUCUUCCCUCUCUCCCCCUCCCUCUUUCUAUCUUCUUUGACUCUUUCUAUUUUCUUCCCCCUCUCUCCCCUCUCUCUCUUUCUCUCUUCUUUCACUCUUACUAUUUUUCUUUCCUCUCUCUCCUCCCUCUUUCUUUCUCUCUCUCCUCCCUCUCUCUUUCUCUUUCUCUCUCUCUCUCUGCAUAUUUUCGUUUCACUAACGUAUUCUCUACAUUUUCUUUUUUUCUUCCCUCGCCCUAUAACCAAUACCUCACUUUCUUAUCCCUUUCCUUCUCCUCGGUUUUUCUUCUUUCAUUCUUCUCUUUCCCUCUCCUCGAUGUCUACAUUUCCUCUCUUCAUUCUCUCUUCUCUUACACUUUCUUUCUUUCUUUCCUAUUUCUUUAUCCCUCGUCUUCCUCUCCUCCCAUAGACUGUCGAACAAUCACGUGGUCAAGAUAA
Acanthosepion pharaonis is the source of this 1134-nucleotide messenger RNA. The record is from the annotation of a GenBank genome assembly. Lineage: Eukaryota; Metazoa; Mollusca; Cephalopoda; Sepiida; Sepiidae.